This is a messenger RNA of Paracoccidioides brasiliensis Pb18, 501 nucleotides long. RefSeq lists its product as uncharacterized. The record is from RefSeq and is a predicted model, not a curated record. Bases 1 to 501 code for a protein of 166 amino acids. The transcript has 2 exons.
AUGCCGAAUCUACUUGCCUCCCAACCGAGUGCCAACUCUGCGAUCGCUCUACCCGUGUCGUCCGAAAUAUCCUCCAAACCCUGGUAUCUCGACACAUGCACCAGCUUUAAUAUGAACGGUGAAAGGCAUUUGAUGAUGCGUACGAAGUCAUUCGAGGGGAACCUUAAGGUUAAGGAGAUAGGGGAUAUCCUCCUAGAAUCAGACGGGGGGGAUAUCAUGGUCCGCGACGUGCAUUGGAUCCCGAACCUCACCAUCAACCUGUUGUCAUUCGUGAAGCUAGAAGAUCAAGGCUUCAGAUUUGAACUAUCCUCAUCCACCCCGUCUUAUUUCAUCAUACGUGCCCCAAACGGUGUCAUAUUUACCGCGAUUCGUACACCCCAAAGCUCCAUCUAUAAGAUUAUCGAACGAGAUUCAGAAGUCCAUGUCCACCAUGUGUCCAAAGCGGUCAAUUAUAUCGCCCAAUCCUAUCAUUAUGGAGACUGUGAUGGCGACAGUCAAUGA